Messenger RNA from Penicillium coprophilum, 1578 nucleotides. RefSeq names its product cytochrome P450. Gene Ontology annotation, molecular function: oxidoreductase activity, acting on paired donors, with incorporation or reduction of molecular oxygen; monooxygenase activity; heme binding. Bases 1 to 1578 code for a protein of 525 amino acids. The transcript has 4 exons. NCBI's taxonomy places the organism in Eukaryota, Fungi, Ascomycota, Eurotiomycetes, Eurotiales, Aspergillaceae. The record is from RefSeq and is a predicted model, not a curated record.
AUGUGGUUAUCUUUCGCUGCGCCUCCCCUCGCCACCAUCCCAACAGCGUGUCUGGCUCUUCUUCUCGUCUACUAUAUCAGCACGUACUUGUUCAAGAAUAAAGACUUGUCGGAUAUUCCUGCGGCCUCGCCAUGGGCUGCUUUGACGAGACUCUGGCUUCUACGCGAAGCGAGAUUCGGUCGACGCUAUCUCACCAUCGACAAGGCGCACCAGAAGCAUGGUGAUAUGGUCCGUAUCCAGCCCAACCAUGUCUCCAUCGCCAAUGUCGAGGCCAUCAAUGCCAUCUAUGGUCAUGGGAAUGGAUUUCUCAAGAGGCAAGAGGUCCACUGUCGCAUCGACUGUCUUGACUUCUACGACGCCUUCGUCGCCGUUUCGCGCGGUCUCUUCAGCACCCGCAAUCGCGCUGAUCACACCCGCAAGCGCAAGAUUGUCUCGCACACAUUCGCCGCCAAGAGCGUCAUGCAGUUCGAGCAGUACAUGCACCAGAACCUGAACGAGCUCCUACGCCAGUGGGAUCUCAUAUGUGAGAGAGCCCCUGCAAACACCAAGUUUGCCCGCUUUGAUUGUCUCCCGUGGUUUGCCUAUCUCGCCUUCGACACUAUCGGAGACCUUGCCUUCGGCGCCCCGUUUGGCAUGUUGAGGAAUGGCCAAGACAUGGUCGAAUACAUGGACUAUCCUGGCGGUCCCUCCAAAUACAUGCGCGCCAUCGAGGCACUGAGUAGGCGCGGCGAGGCCUUUGCUGUGCUGGGAUGUCUGCCAUUUUUGAAGACCAUCAGCCAUCUCCUGCCCGACCCGUUCCUGCGACAUGGCGUCCGCUCGGGGGAACAGGUUGCGGGGAUCGCUAUAGCGCGCGUCAACGAGCGUCUUGUGUCAACAGCAACAAAUGACAACAAGCGAGUGGAUAUAUUAGCACGCUUAAUGGAGGGCAAAGACAUGAAUGGCAAACCCUUAGGCCGAGAGGAACUCACCGCGGAGGCAUUGACCCAGCUCAUUGCCGGCAGUGAUACUACCUCAAAUACUCUUACGGGUGUCUUCUAUUGGCUUCUGAAAACCCCGGGUGUUCUGCAAAAGCUCCAGGCCGAGCUCGACGCCGUUAUCCCCUCAACAACUGACGAGAUUUCUUUCCAAUCUGUCAAGGACCUCCCAUAUCUUAAGUCCUGCUUGAAUGAAGGCAUGCGUAUCCACUCCACAUCAGCCCUCGGUCUCCCGCGAGUUGUCCCUCUUGAUGGUCUGGCCGUGGAUAUUUGCGGUCACAAAUUCGAACCUGGUACCGUUUUGUCGGUACCUAACUACACGAUCCAUCGCCUCGCGAGCAUCUGGGGUAAUGACAGCAACCAAUACCGACCUGAGCGCUGGGAGAGUUUAACAGCGGAUCAAAAGAAGGCGUUUGUACCGUUUGGUCACGGACCGCGGUCCUGUGUGGGACGCAAUGUUGCGGAGAUGGAGAUGACGCUCGCGCUGGCGAGCCUAGUUCGGCGCUUCGACUUCGAGCUCUACCAGGAUAAUUUUGACACGUGGGAGGGAUUCUUGCGGAAGGGGUUUCACUGCGAGAUUGGAAUUCGUAGGAGAACGACAUGA